AGUGAACAAUUUACAAAGAAAAAAAAAGGGAUAUGCCUGAAGCCGCUGAAGCCGGGCUGGGAACAUUUGCAGAGAGUCAAAGUGUCAAGUGGCUGCGUGGCUUGUCGCGGGAUCAGAUCGGUGCCUGCGACAGGCUCUUCCGCGCCCUGCGCGACGACACGGAACAGGAGUCCACGUAUCGCGUGUCAGGCUGCAUGAACAGCUUGGGUCUGCGGCCCAUGGUGUCGUCUUGCCGCAUCAAGACUAUCAUGAAAAUCAGCCAUGGCAGCGAGCUGGCCUUCCUGUACUUCCUGUGGGAGGCCGAGUACAAGCCGAUCUCUGAGGACGGCCCCACAAAUUUCACGGUAAACGAGCAGCUGCUGCUCUCGGCCAUUGCCCAUCUGGACAUGCCGGCCACGUUGCGGGAGUUGGAUCGAUUGCUGCCACCGGCUACGCACUCUAAGAAGGUGCAGCGACCCGCGGGAUGUGCGACAAUAAAGCACGAAUCGGCACAGGUGGCACAGGUGGCACAGGUGGCACAGGUGGCACAGCCUAAGCCCAAAGGCAGUGGAUAUUUGAAUCCAUAUUUUGCUCCACUGCCGCGGCCAAAGCAGCUGCCGAAGCCGCUGCAGAAGAGACACUUGGGACCGCCCGAUGGCAAGCUGCAAUUUCCCGAAUACGCCACAUACAAUGGGAUGUACGAAGUGCCAGAGGAGACUUCACGUUGGUUCUCACAUUACCAGCUGUCACCCGCCAAGAGGGUGGUCAAGAAACUGCUUUCGGAUGAGCUCAAUCGCCUGAUUUUGGAACCCAUUGAGAGGGCGGAGGAGUCCCUGUGUCACACCCAUCGUUUAGUCAGGGAGGCAGCGACAAAAAGGCAGGAGGAGAUGUCCGAGGCAGUUUUCCAGAGAUAUCUGUCCCUACUCGACGUCUCCGGCUCCGACCUGAAGGCAUCCCGCAAGCGGGUCAUCCAACAACUGGAAAAGGAAAUCGAGUGCGCAGCUGACAAGAUUCGACACUUCUCGAGGCGAAAGCUUAUAGAAGUGGCAAAAAUCCGCAAUGGGAGGCUGAACGGAUCGUGUCAGCUGUGCACUCAACUCGUUGUCACGCCUCAUAUGAAGAGAGCCGAUAAGGCCAAUUUGUCGCUACUUUUGGGAUCUGAUUUGAAUCCAAUUGCACAUCCGCUGCCCCAGGGCGAAGGACUGGUUAAAGUGGUGGAGCUGCAAGGCGGUGCGGACCAUCCCAUCAGCCAAUGUGGUGCUGGAGACUGCCAACUGUUGGACGGUAAUGAGUUAGUAAUUAAAUCCAGCAAAGGGCACAAACACUCGCACAGAAGAAAGACCCGUAAGACGUCCAGGCUUAGCAAGAGAAGAACGCGGCAAACCCAAGAAGGUUCCAAGGUUCUCAGCUCAGACUUUAAAAAUUUGAGCGAACUCAUUCCUCCCUGCAGUCGUACUCUGGAGUGUCCGCUUAAGGGGAAGGUUUACCCCGAGCCAGACUGUUUUACCACAAGGAACAAUCAUGGUUUGGGGUUUGAUUACCUUAAGAUAUUUAAUCUGGCAGCACUGCAUGACGUGCAGGAUGUGCAGCCGCAUUCGGAUGACUUUCCCAUCGAUCUGGAGGACAAGCAGCCGCUAAUUAAGAAACUUUUCAUUGCCGCCCUAAACAGCAGCUGCAGCAGCGAUGAGAGUCCAAGGACCCAGAAAGAGCACGAAUGGUCCCCGAAAGCUGUGCUCCAAGCAGCCGCCAACUGCGCCAUGGGACUAUUUAAGGAAAAAGUGUCCCAAAAGGAAACUUCAGUGGCAGCUGGCGGAGAUCAGCAAGUGGAGCUUGAGCAAGUGAAGCUCAUUGAUCCGAAUGACAGACAACAGAUCGAGGAACUGCUUAAGUCAGCGCUGAAGCUGAUGAAAACAAAUCCCAAUUAUGUGCUGGCAACAUUUCCCAAUGCACACAGGCUGCCCAUGCUGAUAGAUUGGGUGUCGAAUCGUUAUGGCAAGCGCUACACACGCCAGGAGAUGCAAGACUUGGCGAAGUCCUCGUGCCAACUGAUCGAAAAGAUCCAACAGAAGGAAGCGGCACGCCAGAAGCGGUUGAUGAAUGGCAAAAUUCCCACCAACCACGAAUUGGUCAGCUAUGCCCACAAAAAGGCGCUCAUGUGCGAGGCCAAGCAAACGAAGAGCGAGUAUUACGGGAAGCUGAAUCAGUUGGCGCUGGAGGAAACGCGUCUGACGUGGCUGGCACUGCGCGGUGACUCCCAUCUGGGUGGCCACAUUGGGGACACGUUCUUUGCCUACAUGCCAGCUAAUGAAGCUGAUCUGAAGCGUCAUCAUGUGUGGCAAUCGCGGGACUAUCGUGACAUGCUGCUGCACAGGCAGAGUCGUGAGCGCCGACGUCAGCUAUGAGUGGUCCGAGAGGACAGUGUGGAGCACUUGCUCCACAGUGCCCUCCCGGGCCACUGCACUGCACUGAAGGGUGGACUGGCAUUAUCUCAUGAUCUGAUUAGUGGCGGGACCAACCGCCCAACCACGUCGUCGUCACUGCUGCUGUCCAUUGUUCAUUGAAAGUGUUUUCCAAUGGAAAAUUGUCAUUUAAAUUGCGCAGUCGCCUACUUAUGUAAACCAAACAAUGCAUAAUCCCAAUUAUAAAUGCUGAUGCCCUGCACACAGCUCCAAACAUGA
Drosophila guanche is the source of this 2657-nucleotide messenger RNA. RefSeq lists its product as uncharacterized. Lineage: Eukaryota; Metazoa; Arthropoda; Insecta; Diptera; Drosophilidae. Bases 33 to 2381 code for a protein of 782 amino acids. The record is from RefSeq and is a predicted model, not a curated record. The transcript has a single exon.